UGUGUGUGAAAGUAUAAUAAGGCAGGCCAUGAAAGAAAGAAUUUGGGAAGCAACUUGCUAAAGAUGGAAAAACUAACAGUAAGAAUUUCAGUACAUCAGAAUCCUGCCAAAAAGAGAGGGAUGCCAAUAGUCGACCAAGGUGUUAAAAGAGUAGUCAAGAAAGACAAGGCUAUCGCAAAGAAACUAAAUGAAUUCUUUGCAUCUGUCUUCAUGCAGAGGAUUUGGGGGAGAUACCCACAUCAGAGCAAUCCUUUUUGGACAACAAAUCUGAGGAACUGUCCCAGAUUGAGGCGUCAAUAAAGGGAGGUUUUGGAAUAAAUUGAUAAAUUAAACAAUAAUAAACAUUUAAACAAGCCCGCGUGCUAAAUAACUGGAAGGGAGUUAAUGUAGUGACGAUUUCUAAAAAAGGCUCUGGAGAUGAUCCUGAUAGUUACACUGGAAUGGAAGGUAGCAGCUUUUAAUCAACAGACAGUGCUGCUAUAUAGCAAUUCAGGAUAGAUAGUGAAUAACUUUAGGUACACACGAAAUAACUUCCCAGUUGGAAUUCAGCCCAGAUUGACUUUUGAAAUCUUGUACCUUAUAACAGAAAGAAUAUGUUAGUGUGCAAAAUUAUGUUGCAUCUUGGAAAACCUCAGUUUACCAAAAGAGAAAACACAAAGGUGUCUUUAAAUUGAAACUCUGUCUUAAGAGAAGCUGUGAUGAGAUUAUUAAAACACUCACUGUUGGGGGGCUGUAACUCUGAGAGUGAGGAAAUUUUUGAACUGUAAACUUGCAUGUGGUUACUGCAUGCACUGAGUUGCAAGCAGACCUAAUUUCAUCAGUGAUUGAGCUGGAAACUGAUAUUGAUGUGGAACAAUUUUUCCUAGUUUUCUGUUCUUAGAAGGGCUUUAUUAAAUUGAAAUUUGUGAUGUGAUUUUACUUCCUUUUUAUGUAUUUGGUAGCAGAUUGAUUCACAUUCUAUUCAGUCCAAAUUUUGUCCAGCUAAAUAAAUUCUUCUAUGUAUUGCAUAUAAAUACCAUACACUUAAUUAACAGCCAAAAAUGCCUUCUAUCUGUAAUCAUGUUGAGGAGGUUGUAAAUAAAAUCUGUGUUACCAUAGGGACAUUAAAUUUGUUACAUUCCUAUGAAAGUUCCUAAACUGCAAGAAAAAUAAAUGGAAACAUCCAUUAACUGUACUGUCAAUUUUUAGACCUUACUGUUUAGAAGAAAUCAUUUUGGCUACAAACAUUCCUGUGUUGUACUCAAAAAUAAUUACACUGAGUAAGUCUUGUAACACAUGAUUAUCAUAUCCUACAAAGACAUGUCUGGAAGUUGUAUGUAGACAAAUAAGCUUAUUCCAUCUUUGAAAUAGAAUGACUCAACUUUGGGAACCCAGAAUGACGUGUAGCCACACUUUGACAACAUUCUCUGGAUUUUCAACUAAUACCAAGUAUGACCCAUAUCAGAUUAAAGCAGAAAUAGCAAGCCGUCGUGACAGACUUUCUAGACUAAAACGAGAGUUGGCACAUAUGAAGGAAGAACUGCAGUAUAAAGAAAAAGGAGUGGAAACACUACAAGAGAUUGAUCGUAAGAUGUCAAGUGCUCAUACAAAUUAUAAACUGGAUGAAGCCCAGGCCAUAAUGAAUGAGCUCCGAACCAUAAAAAAAGCUAUUUGUAUGGGUGAGAAAGAAAGGCAGGACCUUAUGCAGAGCCUGGCGAAGCUAACGGAUGGAUUCAGGAAUAGCUGUUGUAUUACAGAUUCCUUGCAAGGUCUCCAGCACAAUUCUAGUUCACUCCGUGAUUCCUGUUUACCUCAACAACACUGUGAUGCUUGUUCUCAAACUGACAUCACUGGAGAGUUUUGCUUUGAUGAUAAAACGAGACUUGUGGACAAAGUAAGACUGAGCUGGCAAUAUGAAGAGGCCAAAAAGAGAGUUUCCAAUAUACAGCAGCAGCUGGCCUUGCUAGAUAAUGAAUCUUGGCCAGGAAUGGCUGAGGCGGACAGGGACCGUCUUCAGCUCAUCAAGGAGAAAGAGGCUCUCCUUCAGGAACUGCAGCUCAUCAGUCAGCAGAGACGAUCCCCAGAAUACAUUGCACGUUUGGAGGAAGAAAAAAGGCGCUUGGAGAAUGAAAUUCAGCAGGCUCGGGCCAGUUCUGCUCAGGGGGCCACUGAAAGGAUACUGUUACAGGAGAAGAGAAAUUGUUUGCUUUUGCAGCUGGAAGAAGCAACUCGUUUAGCCUCCUAUUUACACUCCCAGUUAAAAAGUUUAUCUGCUAGCACCCUCACAAUGUCUUCUGGCAGCAGUAGGGGAUCACUGGCAUCCAGCCGAGGAUCACUGGCGUCCAGCAGAGGGUCUCUAAGCUCUGUCAGCUUCACGGACAUCUAUGGCCUCCCACAGUAUGACAAAUCAGACAGUGUUACUGACUAUGCACAACAUCUGCGCUUUGACCUGAUUCCAUUUGAUUCUCUCAGUAAAGAUGUGCAGUACUCUGAUUCCACUGGACAUUGUAACUUCAAUAAACAAAGGAGGUCCUUGGAUACUCCUCAAUCCCUGGCAUCCCUAUCAUCACGGUCCUCCUUGUCAUCGUUGUCCCCUCCAAGUUCCCCUCUGGACACCCCCUUCCUUUCUGCUUCUCGGGAUUCUCCACUUGCCCAGAUGUCAGAAGGAUUUGAGGAGAUAGCAGGUGUAGGAGCCCUAGAAAUGCGCAGAGCUCGGGCCUCGGUUUUGGGUGACGAUGCCCAAGGAACAACUUCAUCACAGACGCCUGCCUACCCCGUGGAUGAUGGACUGCAAGAAAUGGGACCACACCUGGCAAACAUCCAAACUGGUGGAGCCGUAACUCUACGCGAAGACAGUGCAAGAAGGUCGGCGAGGCGAGCCAGGCGAGUCUCAGCAUGUCUAUCCGAUUAUUCACUGGCUAGUGACAGUGGCGUGUUUGAAGCUUUAAGCAAAAGGAAUGAGGAUGUUGAAGACCCUGUUUACAGUGAUGUUGUUGCUAGUAGUGAAGAACCACAAAUACAUGUUGGAUUCCUGCAUGAUGGUGGAAGUGAAUGUCUCCUAGUCCAUGUGUUAGAGUUGAAGAACUUUACUGGUCCUGUUGUGAAAGAAGGCUGCAAAAUACAUGUUCGAGUUUACUUACCUCCACUGGAGUCAGGCACACCAACCACUUACUGCUCUAGAGCUUUGGAAUUCCAAACUCCAUUAAUAUUUAAUGAAGUUUUCCGAAUCCCUGUGCAUUCAAGUGCAUUGAAAUUAAAAUCACUGCAGCUGUAUAUUUGUUCAGUUGACCACCAGCAGCAAGAAGAACUUUUGGGCAUUGCUCAGAUUAGCCUGGCUGAUCAUGAGAGUUCCACUGAGAUGCAGCUUCACUGGUAUCCCGUCCAGAUAUUCACUGGUUCAGACCCACAAAGGGCGAAGGACAAAAAUCAGUGUGAAGAAAGCACUCCACAGAGUUCUGGAAAUACGACUACAGUGAAAUCGGAUGCAGUGACAGCCCUAUUAGCUAGGACCACAGCUCAGCUGGAAGCAGUGGAGAGAGAGCUGGCAGAAGAGAGAGUGAAAUUGGAGUACACAGAGGAAGAAAUCCUAGAGAUUGAAAGAAAGGAAGAUCAGGCAGAAGCUGUAUCAGAGAGGAGUUGGCAAGCAGAAUCUGUUGACAGUGGAUGUAGUAAUUGCACUCAGACCAGCCCACCUUAUCCAGAGACAUGUUGUGGCGAAUCGUUACGUGGACAUACGUUUGCAGUUCAGGCAGGUCAAUACAGUUCUGGGAAAGUGCAACCUCCGCCCCUAAAAGUGGAUAAAGAGACUAACACAGAAGAUCUCUUUCCAGAAGAAGUCGCUAUUCUUCCAAAAGAGAGAACCUGCCGCAGGCCCCGUGGUUCUGCUUUUGUUCGUAGUAGCACUAUUGUUCGAUCACAAACCUUCUCACCUGGAGCACGAAGUCAGUAUGUUUGCAGACUGUACCGUAGUGACAGUGAUAGUUCAACCCUGCCAAGGAAGUCACCCUUCAUCCGCAAUACAUUGGAAAGGCGUACUUUGCGCUAUAAGCAGCAGUCCUGUAGAUCUUCUUUGGCUGAGCUUAUGACAAGGACAUCCCUAGACCUGGAGCUGGAUCUCCAGGCAUCCAGAACUAGACAGAGACAACUGAAUGAGGAGAUAUGUGCUUUGAGAGAGUUGAAGCAACGUCUGGAAGAUGCCCAACUCAGAGGGCAAACUGAUCUUCCCCACUGGGUCCUUCGGGACGAACGAUUCCGAAAUUUGUUGAAGGAAGCAGAGAGACAGACAAGACAGACCAAAUUUGAUCAUCACCAAGAACAAGUAGCUGAAAAAAUGCUAAAGAAAGCAUCCAAAGAAGUAUACCAACUGCGUGGACAAAACCAGAAAGAACCUAUUCAGGUGCAGACGUUUCGAGAGAAGAUAGCAUUUUUUACAAGGCCAAGGAUUAACAUACCUCCUCUGCCAGCUGAUGACGUGUAACAUGUUGCAUUGUAAACAUGAAGUAUUUAUCUGUCUGUUUUAUUUUAAUGAAAUUAUUAGACUAGCUAAAUUUCUUUUUAAAAGUUUGUGCAAAAGCUAUUAAUAUACACCUUUUGUAAAAAAUAAAAACGUAAAAAAAGUAAAAGUAAAAAAAUAUAUAAAUAAAUAUAUAAAUAUAAAUAUAUAUAUAUAUAUACAUACACAUAUAUAUAUUUUAUAAUAGUGACUGCAACAAGGCUUGGUUUUUCCUUGUUGUGAAAUUGACAUCUCUGAAGACAACUUAUUUUAUAAAAGAUCAGCUAUCCUGUUAAGAGUGUGUACAGUUUUUAUGCUGUUUUAUUUGAUUUAAAGGCUGGAAGACAGAAACAAAGUGAGUUCAGGCAAAUUCACUGUAUUGUAAUUUAUUUAUAGCACAUUUUUCCUUGAAGGAAAAUACCUACUUUAAGAUGUAUUUUAAGACUGAAAUUUUGUUCUUCAGUAUUUGUCAUACAGUAGAAUGGAACCAUUGAGCUGGUUUUGUUUCUGAUACCUGAAAUGAAAAUACUAUGUUCUAAAUUUGUCACUUUUAUCAGCUUUACUAUCUGUAUCUUAUAAUGUAAAUUGUAUUCUUUAGCACUGUCUGUGUUAUAGCAAAAUAUUAUCACCUGCAAUGUUUUUAAUAUUGAUUAAAAAUGCCAUUCAAUGUUGCAGAACUCAUUUGCAUGUUCUUACUGUGCACUAAUAGACUGUUCUCAUUUCAGUUGUGUUUAAUGUAUCUUUAUAUUUUUAACUAGAUUCUCAAUUUAAACGGGGGGAAGGAAAGGGGUGGCAUGUCUUUGUUUUGCUAUGAUUUAAUAAAGAUGGAAAUGGGGCGGGGGCAAACUUGCCAUAUUAAUAAAACCAGUAAAAGAAUAUAGCAUCUGAGUAGUUUUAAAGAUUGUGGCCCCAUUCAGGAAAGUACUUAAGUCCUAGUUCCUGGAAAGCAUCCCUAUUCAGAAGGGAGGUUAAAUACAUGCAGAUCUUUUUAAGCAUGUGCUUUGAGUUAGGCACAUGUCUAAGUGCUUUCCUGAAUAGAGUUGCUUUUCAGAAACAGGACUUGUAUCUCUGGAAGAAAUAGCUCACUUGGUUGGCAGCUGGGCCAACUACAACUUGGCCAGGAGUGAUUUUAUUUGUUACCAUUUGCUUUAACAUAGGACUGUCACCCUAAAUUCCCGAUAAUGCCAGUUUUGUGUCCUUGCACCUUGCAAGUAUGUAAAAAUGCUUCUUACUAAGCUACUAUAGACAGUUGAUAAUAUUUUCGAAUGUGCAUUACCUAAAGAGAAGGGCACCCCACACAAGACUUAUUUAAUCUAAUUGUUGGAACAUCCAGUGUGAAAAUCAAGGUCUCUCUUGGUUAAAGGGACAUCGUCAGGACAGAUUUGGCCCCAAAUUUAGGUUUUGUAAAAAGCCAAUAAAAUUGCAAAAUCUCUGACAAGUAGAUUGUUUUCAUUUAUUUUUAUAAACAAGUAAACAUUCCCUGCAGUGUUAGGACUCAUAUACUGUAGCAUUAUGAAAGAGCAUGAGAACCUGAAAGUUAAACUGACUGGGUCUAUUUUCAGUGUCCAAGCUGUGGAAGAAAGUAAGCCGAAUAUAAAUAGCAAAAGUAUAUUAUAUUAAAAACCCGAACGUUAUUAGUAACAAAGACAUUUGUGUUUUUAAAUUAUAUUCCUUUUUACCUGACAUAGUGUUUGUAAGCUUUCUAUUCAUCCAAUCUGGCAUGAAAAAAGAAUAUUUGGCCUUAUCAUACUAACUGCCUUCAAGCCUCUUUUCUUGGCAGUGGUAUUGGUAGCUGUAGAUAAGGGCCUCAAGCCUGCAUAAGAAAGAUUCAAAAAAUGAACAGAAUAUAAGCCAACAAAAAUAAAUACUUAUUUAAAAUAAAUAACUAAAAAUCAAUUGAAAGACUUGUCUGUGUUGGGAUGAAAGUCUGAGAACACCAACUCUUUCAGUGCUCAUUACCUGAAUGUCCCAGUGAGUGAGAGGGAAUAGAUCUGUCUCUUUGACAGUGAUUGCCAUUAAAAAGGCAGUAUUUACCAACAGGUACGCACUGUGAUAUCUGAGAUGUCACAGGUUGUCAAAUACCUAGACUAGGAAAUAACAGUGCAGUAUCUAAUGGCAAAUGUUCCUGUUUUUUUUUUUUAAUGGUGCCUAUUGUACAGUAUCACCAGAAUGUUUUGUGAGUCCAAGAUUGACUGCUGUAAUGAGUACUCUUUUUGAUGUGGUAAUGAGUUAUAAUAUUCAGUAUUCAUCUCUCUUGUUUUUGUCACAGUUUUGUACGAUUGUGUCAUUUGUAUUAUUUGGAAAGUAUUUCUUCUACAGAAUAAAAUAAUUUACUAUAAAUACAAA
Molecule: messenger RNA, 6817 nt
Organism: Chrysemys picta bellii (western painted turtle)
Lineage: Eukaryota; Metazoa; Chordata; Testudines; Emydidae
Gene: WWC3
Product: WWC family member 3
Biological process (GO): cell migration; regulation of hippo signaling; regulation of DNA-templated transcription
Cellular component (GO): cytoplasm
Molecular function (GO): molecular adaptor activity; kinase binding
Source: RefSeq, a predicted model, not a curated record